AAAUUAAGAAAAAAAGUUUGAGAAUUGAUGUCAGUUACAAUUAAGUUGAAAAUGUAGUAUUUUCUCAGAAGAGUGACAAGUAUAUUAAAUUCCUAUUGAUAAGAUUAUUUAAAUUUUUUAUUAUGACAGCAGUGAUAUUAUAGGGGUAUAUGAUAAAGUAUAUAAUGCCAAGACAACUUAGGCACCUUGUCUAAAUGUAGAAAGUAAACAUCUAAGAUAAUUUUAAAAAGUUACAAUAUUUUAGUGUUUGUGACUGAGAUGGAAACAAUUAACUGCAUGUGUUAAAUCUCUGUUCUCUCCUCAUCUUGUCGACUAUAAAAAUUUCUAAGGGGUACUUGAAAAUGGACAAACUAUAUGACACACUAGCCAUCCAAAGUCUCCUGUAUUCUGAGGUGUGUGAUGAGAUAAAAUGAUUCAAAACAGGCCUAGUGUGAGAAUUUCCUGUUCAAAUCUGAAGUGACACAUUGGUGAAGAAUCUACUUUUUCCACUCUAGCCUCACGCUGAGCCUUCAAAGGGCAGUCAGUAAAAUCAGAUACCUUUUGUGUCUUGAAGAGGUAGCCUGACCUCUCCACUGAAGAGUGUGUGACUUUCUGAUGACAGAAGGAACCGAACAGGAAGUAUUCCAAGAAGAAUUAAACCUUCAAAAUGCUUCUCUGAAUCAUCAAGGGAUUGAUAAAAUAUAUGACUGCAAAGGUUUACUGCUACCUCCAGAGAGGCUGACUGCCGAGGUUCUGGGAAUCAUUUGCAUUGUCCUGGUGGCCACUGUGCUAAAAACAAUGGUUCUUAUUCCUUUCCUGGGGCAGAACAAUUCUUCCCCGAAUACAAGAACCCAGAAAGCACAUCAUUGUGACCAUUGUCCGGAGGAGUGGAUGACGUAUUCCAACAGUUGUUAUUACUUUGGUAAGGAAAAAAGAACUUGGGAAGAGAGUUUGCUGGCCUGUGCUUCAAAGAACUCCACGCUGCUUUCUAUAGAUAAUGAAGAAGAAAUGAAAGUUCUGGCUGCCAUUUCAGCUCCCUCAUGGAUUGGUGUGUUUCGUAACAGCAGUCAUCACCCAUGGGUGUCAAUAGAUGGUUUGACUUUCAAAUAUACGAUUAAAGACUCAAAUAAUGCUGAACAUAAUUGUGCAAUGCUACAUAUAGAUGGACUUAAAUCAAAGCCAUGUGGAUCUUCAAUAAAAUAUCCUUGAUAACGUAAUCAGAUAUCGGUAAACAUAACUGUGCAAUGCUGCACUCAUCUGGACUUAAAUCACACACGUGUGGAUCGUCACAACUAUAUAAUUGUAAGCAUAAACUUUAGAAUUAAAGCAACUGAAUUUGGAGUCUGUUCAGGUAAUUUUAAAUCUCACAAAAUGGAAAUAAUAUUUUGAUUGAAAAAGUUUUAAAAUAAAUUAUGUAAUUUGUUCUAAUAAAGAAUUUUUCAAAACUGUUGGAAUGUAAUAUACAUACCACCAAGUACAGAUUUCAUUGCUGUAGGUCUUGCUCUUUUUACUCAACAUUUUAUUUGUGGCAUUCAGUCUUUCUUAAAGUUUCACAUUAUACAAGUGUGUUUAUAUGAAAUAUCAAUAAAAGGCAAUCCCAUAGAAAUAGAAAAUGGAAUAGUGGUUGCCAAUGCCUAAGGGAAGAUUGGAAUAGAAAGUGACUGUUAAUUGUUAACAGUUUCUUUUGGGGAUGAUGGAAACUUUCCAAAUUUCAGUAGUGAUAGUCAUAACUGAAUAUACUAAAAAUAACUGACUAUUGCAAUAGGACUGUUCUAAAAACAAAAAAUAAAAAUAAAAAUUAAAAAAACUGACUUAUGCACAUUAAAUGGAUGAAAUUUAUGCUGUAUGCAUGACACACCUUAAUAAAGCUAUUUUGUAAAAAAAAAAAACAACUGGAUUUAUAUUUGGGACUGAAUGUGAUAUCUAAAGUAGUGUUUAAAUAUAAGAUUUCUUUAUAACAUUGACUUCUCUAAUCAAUGUCAUGCUGUGCCCUUCAAUACAUUGUUUUCAAAAAUUAGUCCUUUUACCCCUUCUUAGACAAUGGAAAGAUCAAACUUCCUUUCCUAUGGUUUAAAUAUUUGUGUCUUCUCAAAAUUUAUAUUAACACAUCCCUAUUUUGUUAUUUUAAGAGGUAGGGCCUUUGGGGAAAUAAUUAAGUCAGCAGAGCUUUGCCCUCAUGGGUUGAUUAGUGCCUCACAAAAAAGCUGCUAGGAACUAGCAUUCACUCCGUUUUCCCUUCUGCCACAUGAGGAUGUAGCAACACAGUGCCACCUUGGAAGCAGAAAGCAGCCCUCAUCAGACACCAAAUCUGCAAAAUGUAAUGAAUAUGUAAAUCUAAAUAAAUUUAUUUCUAAUAAAAACACACAAAAUGCAUAUAAGCAUAUAUCAUAUCAGAUCAUUUAGAAUUAUAAUUAUAAAAAUACAAUAAAAUAUAAUUAAUAAAAAUACACAUAUAGCUAGCAAACAAACAUAGGUAUUUCAGAUUCACGGUUUUGCAAAUGGCAUACUUAUUUUAAAAAUUUCUUUAGUAAUUCUUGCUAUAAAUAGAAAUACAAUUGAAAUUUGCAAGCUGAUUCUUAUAUCCAGUUACUUCACUGAAUUUUUUUUGUAUUAAAUGUAUCAUUUUAGGUAUAAUUUAUUGGGUUUCCUGUAUAAACAGGUAUUGUGUCUAUAAAUAAUCACAGUUUUAUUUUUUCUUUUUAAUUGCCACAUUUUCUCUUUAUUUCUUUUCUUUUUGAUAACUGAAAAAAUUAUGGAUACAUAAUAGCGUAUGUAUUUACAAGUAUACAUGAUAUAAUGAUACAAGUAUACAAUGUGUAAUGAUCAAAUCAAGUAAUUUGGAUAUGCAUCACUUCAAAAAUUUAUCAUUGCUUUGUGUUGGAAACAUCUGAAAUCUACUCCUCUAGUUAUUUUGAAAAAUACAAUAAAUUAAAAUUAAAUAUAGUUGCCUUAUUAUGCUACCAAACACUAGAUCUUAUUCCUUUUGUCUAGUUGUACUUGCGUAAUCAUUAACCAACAUUUCUUCAUAAGCCCACACUAUACUUCCCAGCGCUAUUAACUAUUAUUCUACUCUCUACAUCCAUGAGAUCGAUUUUAUUAGUUCCCACAUAUGAGUGAGAACAAGUGAUAUUUACCUUUUUGUGCCUGGCUCAUUUCACUUAACAUGAUGUCCUCCAGUUCCAACCAUAUUGUUGUAAAUGACAAGGACUUUAUGUUUUUAUGACUGAAUAAUAGUCCAUUAUUAUUCCACAUAUAUGUGAUCUAUCUGAACCACAUUUUCUUAAGUGGCAGUACUGCAAUAAACAUGGUAGUGCAGAUUUAGCUUUGAUAUCCCGAUUUCAUUUCUUUUAAAUAUAUACCCAGCAGUAGGAUUGCUGAUCACAUGGAAGUUCUAUUUUUCGUGUUUUGAGGAAUCUCCAUAUUGUUUUCCAUAAUGACUGUGCUAAUUUACU
This is a messenger RNA of Cebus imitator (Panamanian white-faced capuchin), 3431 nucleotides long. It is a transcript of the gene KLRC2, whose product is annotated as killer cell lectin like receptor C2. Gene Ontology annotation, biological process: positive regulation of natural killer cell mediated cytotoxicity; stimulatory C-type lectin receptor signaling pathway. The transcript has 8 exons. Lineage: Eukaryota; Metazoa; Chordata; Mammalia; Primates; Cebidae. The record is from RefSeq and is a predicted model, not a curated record. The coding region runs from base 595 to 1188 and encodes 197 amino acids.